AAAAUCAAUGCAAAUGUGACCAAGAAUACGAUUUGUAACCCAAUCGGAGUAUUUUCAAAAUAGAAUUGACCAUGGGCCAAACCUAGAUGGCUCUUGUCCGCGUUGGUCAGAGUUUAACGUAGAAACGACCAUCUCAAGUCUUGGAUUUUGCCUGACUGGAUCCAAGGUGCACUCUUUGGUCACCAAAAGGGACGCUAAAUAAGACGUUAUCUGUCCAUCCAUUUUUCUGCGGACCAUCUGUACUUCCAAACCCGCUGAAUAAAGCGGCCCCUUUGUGAAAUCUCGUGCCCAGACGUACCAUGUCCAGCCGCCCUAAGCGUCCUGGCAGUGCCCUCCCCAAUGCAGUGGACAGCAGCGAAGAAUCCCUUGCAUCACCCGAUUCGCCUGCCAGCCCGCAUUACCCAGACCCACAUGAUAGGGAACCACUGGUCGCUCAACCACGACACCUUCCACCUAUCGUCCGACCGUCGGAUGGUGGUGAAGUUGCAGCAGUGGGAGCUGGGACAGGCGAGGCAAUGUUGACAGAGCGUGCACAUCCAAGUCCUGACAUUGACGAUGAAGGUCCACCCGGCGAUGCGCAUCCUGAGAAACGCAAGACGCUUUCCAAUAUUAAAUCCAAAUAUCCAACAUUUGCACCAAAUCAGUUUGGGCUCACUCCAGAGGAUCUAGGCCGCAUUUGUAACUUUGAUGACAGAAACUCCCCGUCGCAACUGUUGAUGUUGAACUCUGAAUACGGCGGCGUGGACGGAGUUGGGCAUCUUUUGAAAACAGAUUUGGAAAAUGGGUUAUCAUUAGCUGGAGAUACUGGCGCAGUUGAAGCAGACGUUGCAAAGAAUAAGAGGCACAGUAAAGCUCAUCGUAAAGUAGCUCCCGACGCAGACAUUCAAACUACUGGAGAACCAACUGUACCUAAAAAAGACAUGACAGCAGCCGAAAAAGAAAUCCGUACAGAGAUUUUUGGACAAAACCUUAUUCCUCCACCCCGAUCGGACACCAUUCUGGAAAUCGUUUGGGAAACUAUCAAGGACGACCCAAUCAUCAAGGUCCUCAUCGUUGGUGCCAUCGUGGUUUUAUCCCUGGGAACCGCUAUCUGUCCAAAGGAUGGAUGGAUCGAGGGAUUAGCCAUUCUAGUGGCCGUUGUUAUUGUCCUCUCAGUCACGGCCGGAAAUGAUUGGUCCAAAGACAGAAAAUUCAAGAAACUGCUUCUCCUCCAAUCUGACAAGCGGACCAAGGUGAUUCGCGGCGGAAUGAAAGAUCAGAUUUCAUCGUGGGAUGUGCUUGUCGGUGACUUGGUAGAGGUGGUGGUUGGCGAUGAGAUUCCCGCUGAUGGCUUAUACGUUCGAGGGAAUCGCCUGGUAGUCGAUGAAAGUCCCUUGACAGGUGAAUCCGUUCCGGUUAAAAAAUCCCCGGCGGCACCGUACAUGUUUUCUGGCUGUCAAGUCAGUGAAGGAUCUGGAGUAAUGCUUGUCACGGGCGUCGGACCUCGAUCGAGCGGUGGGCAGAUUCAGGAACUGUUGAACGAGGCACAGAGCGAGGAAACGGUGCUUCAAGUAAAGUUGAAGCAAGUCGCAGUCCUUAUUGGCAAAAUUGGCGUUGCGUCCGGUAUUCUCACUUUUCUCGGUUUACUGAUUCGGUGGGCUAUUGCGUGGGCUCAGCACCAGCCUCCCGCUGGUAGGCAUGCCUGCUUGAGUACCGGCGACUCUGAAACAUUAGCAAGAAUUCAAGCCAUUGCUGAAGAUUUUGUGAUUGGAAUUACGGUGGUUGUCGUUGCUGUUCCAGAGGGUCUUCCACUUGCAGUGACAAUCUCGUUGGCCUUUUCCAUGUUUAAAAUGAUCAAAGACAACUGUUUCGUUCGACACCUGGAUGCCUCUGAGACAAUGGGCGAAGCGACCUGUAUCUGUACCGAUAAGACCGGAACAUUAACAGAAAACCGAAUGACCGUCGUCAAGGCUCUGGUGGGCGAUCAAGUGCAUUACGGCGAAGGAUCAGGCGAAGAACAAUUCCAACCGUUUUCGGCAACGACAUUUGACCCAAAACUCAGGAAUCUUCUUGCCGAAGGCAUUUGCAUCAAUUCAAAUUGUUUUGUAAAGUACAACGAACGCUCGAACCAACCCAUUUUUGUCGGAUCAGCUACAGAAGGCGCUCUGCUGGUCUUUGCCGACAAGUUGGGUGUACAGUACGACGCGGUUCGGAAAGAAGUGACAAAAGUUGAGAAUGGGACGUGGUCAUUCUCAUCGGAUCGCAAACGUAUGUCAACGUUAGUGCAUCCGAUUGCCGAGGCCGUGCCUGUCGCCACCCCAGGCGGACUCGUUGCGGCUAGGAAAACAAAGUUUAGAUUGUAUACCAAGGGUGCUUCUGAAAUUGUGUUAUCGCUUUGCACGCACAUCCUUGACGCCAAAGGAACGACUGUAGCGCCAAUCUCCGCUACAGAUAUUUCACGAAUUCAAAGGACUAUCAAGCGAUGGGCCUCACAAGGGCUUCGUACCCUCGCCCUUGCCUACCGAGACACAGAUCAAUCUUUGACAACCUUUGAGGGGCAAGGCAAAAAGGACGAUCCAGAACAUGACCUCAUCUUUGUCGGUCUCGUCGGCAUUAAGGAUCCACUUCGUAAAGAAGUCCCAGGUGCCGUGGCAACCUGCCAAAGAGCUGGUCUCACUAUCCGCAUGGUAACUGGUGAUAAUAUCCUCACGGCCUGCAAGAUUGCCAGAGAAUGCAACAUCAUGUUUGGGGACGGUAUCGCUUUGGAAGGUCCUGUCUUCCGAGCAAUGACUGAAGAGGAAAAAAUUGCUGUCAUACCCCGACUCCAAGUCUUGGCUCGCUCGUCUCCAGCGGACAAACAUACUCUUGUUAAUCUCCUCAAGCGCCUCGGGGAAGUCGUGGCGGUCACCGGAGAUGGUACCAACGAUGCGCCAGCUCUCAAGGAAGCAGAUGUGGGAUUUGCAAUGGGAAUCAGCGGCACACAAAUUGCCAUGAAUGCAUCCGAUAUUGUUUUGUUGGAUGAUAACUUUGUGUCCUUGGUUCAGUCGAUUCGAUGGGGCAGAAACGUACUCAACUGUGUCCGAAAGUUCCUUCAAUUCCAGUUGGGAGUUAACUUGGUGGCCAUUAUUCUCACAUUUGUGGGGUCCUUAACUGUGGGGACCUCUCCUCUGAGUACCGUUCAACUUCUCUGGGUCAAUUUAAUUAUGGAUUCACUUGGAGCGCUGGCUUUGGCAUCAGAUGAACCUGAAGACGAUAUCCUGGACCAUCCACCCCACGCCCGAACUGAAUCCCUGCUGUCGAGACCCAUGAGAGAAUACAUUGGAAUGCAAGUGGUAUACCAAAUCACUGUUCUCCUCUGUCUUUUCUUGGGUGGUGCAGACGAUUGGGUACCGAUGGACCCUUCAUUCCACUCCACGGCAGAUACAGAGGGCAACCCUUCCCGUCGUGCAGUGACGAUGGUAUUUUUGACCUUUAUUCUCAUGCAGAUAUCCAACAUUGUGAUGGCUCGGCAAUUGAACGGCGAAAUCAACUACUUUAAGCAUUUCUUCCGAAACCGGCUGUUUAUCCUAAUCAUCACAGUCAUUGUGGGGGUCCAAGUGCUUGUCAUCAUUUUCGGAGGCGAUUUUGUCAACACUUGCCCACUGGACUGGAAAGAAUGGAUCGUUUGCAUCGUUCUGGCGUUAUUGAACUUUCCCUUUGUGUUCGUCAUACGAUGCGCACUGAACUUGCACCGAAAUUGGACGCAUAAUCAUAUCCUAUCACCAAAGUGCCAUUGGGGCCCCCCUGCUCAGAAAGCUAUUGGACCGCAUACUGCAAUUCAGGUUGAUCGGUCUAGCAUCGUGUCGAACCCUGACCUAGAAGAACCACCUAGCAAUCGUCUCACGACCACAAGGACAUCCCGUGGAAGUAGUCUAACGAGCGGAGUCGCAUCUCCUGUGCACCAAUCGCAAACAUCUCUCCACGAUGCCUCGGCGCGACAACCCUACCGACGAAUGCAUCGCGCUGGACAGAGAUGGCGGACCGUUCGGUCUGCCGUGGUGCUCAUGGGUGCUUUAGAAGAAGUGAGGCGGGAAGAUUUUAGACGGGAGGGACCCGAUCAGAGAUUCAUGGAUAAUUGGAUUAGAUUUAGGAAGGAUGUUGAUGCAUUGCCUACAAAAGGUGCCGCACUGUCUAGAUCAGCCCAGAGUUUGAGUGGAGGUGGCCGAAGCAGUUGAGCUGCGGGAUUUACUAAAGACGGAUGAGGUGGUUGAAGGAGUGAUGAUUGCGAGUUUGUCUUUUACAAAAAUAUAACAAUAAAAGCC
This is a messenger RNA of Spizellomyces punctatus DAOM BR117, 4280 nucleotides long. RefSeq names its product calcium-translocating P-type ATPase, PMCA-type. Gene Ontology annotation, molecular function: ATP hydrolysis activity; P-type calcium transporter activity; ATP binding. The record is from RefSeq and is a predicted model, not a curated record. NCBI's taxonomy places the organism in Eukaryota, Fungi, Chytridiomycota, Chytridiomycetes, Spizellomycetales, Spizellomycetaceae. Gene Ontology annotation, biological process: intracellular calcium ion homeostasis. Gene Ontology annotation, cellular component: membrane; intracellular membrane-bounded organelle. The transcript has 2 exons. Bases 300 to 4193 code for a protein of 1297 amino acids.